AUGAAGUCAGACGAGUACGGUAAAAUUUUAGUUUUGCCACCUUUUUUGGUUACUUACAUUCCCAUCAUUGUCCUUUACAUGAUAAUGCGGUUUUACAGAAUUCCACUGGGUGGUAUCAGUCGCUGGGUUGCCACAAAUGCAUUUUCCGAUAUAUUCAAGGAGAAGAAGAAGAAGACUUGUUGUCCUCGAGAAGCGAAGUGGCUGUUAAAAGACAUUGAUUUGACAGCGGCGAAGGGAUUAUUAUCCAAGGUCCUAUUCAGAUUUCUGAUACUGUUUUAUGUGAUGUUUGGUGCUGUGCUGACAGUUUUUUGGCAGCUCCUCUUGCGGGACGUAAGCUACGACUGCGAUGAAGAUGACCUCUCGAAAGACUGCUUCGAACGCAAAUGGACUUCGGAGCCGCAAGACCCCCUAAACUGUAGCAGUGCUGCCGUUCAAAAUUUGAUUCAAAAUGGAACCAUACAGGUCAUCUGCUACAAAAUCGUCUUCAAUUUUGGAUUGGCCAGUGGUGUAAGUUACGGCUCAUUCAAUCUCUCUAUGUUCGUCAUUAAGGUAGGUGCAAGUGCACUCUUGAGGAUUGAGACAGCAAAGAUGCUACGAUGGGUGCAAGCUUUGGUUGGAUUACUGGUUCUCAGUGUUGUCAUAUCGCUCAUAGUUGUUGACGCAGUCAUUCCUUCGGCAGCCAUCUUUUUUUCGGGUCACCUAAGUACUAUCGCUCAGAUAGUAACAACAGCAAUAAUUUCACUAGUCUUCCUGUUCUAUAUUCCCUGGCGGGAGCUCAUUGACUUAAAAACCCAGAGAGAUAACCCGCAGCGUUCUCUCUUAGAAAACUGUGCUGAGGCAUCUGUAUAG
Molecule: messenger RNA, 849 nt
Organism: Pocillopora verrucosa
Lineage: Eukaryota; Metazoa; Cnidaria; Anthozoa; Scleractinia; Pocilloporidae
Source: RefSeq, a predicted model, not a curated record